This is a messenger RNA of Prorocentrum cordatum, 1503 nucleotides long. The record is from the annotation of a GenBank genome assembly. NCBI's taxonomy places the organism in Eukaryota, Dinophyceae, Prorocentrales, Prorocentraceae.
GCACGCUCCGAGGAUCGUCGAGCCUCCCUCGCGCCGCCGGGGGCGGCGGCGGCGCCGCCGAUGGGCUCCGCGGCCGCCGCCGCGGUGACGCCCAAUGACGCCGCCGCGCUCUCCAGCCUCGCGGCCCUGCCGUUCCUCGGGGCCGCGGUGCGCCGGGGCGGCGGCAGCGCGCAGUGGGCCUGCUCGCUGGCGCUGGCCUCCGCGGCCUCCCUGCUCUACCACGCGGCGGAGACCACGCGGCACGACUGCGGGUCGCACGACCUGCCGGGCGCCGGCUGGGCGCGGGCCUGGGCCGGGUACGAGGAGCAGCUCCUGCCCGUGGACAGGGCCUGCGCCGCGGUGGCCUUCGCGGCGACCGCGUGGGCCUGCGGCGGGCCCGCGGAGGCGCUGCGGCGCCUGAGCAGCUCCGCGGGCUCGCUGGCGCAGGCCGUGCUCGGGGUCUGCUGCCUCCUGGCCAGCGACUUCUGCGGCCUGACCCGCUGGACCUACGCCCUGGUGCACUCGGUGUGGCACCUGUGCGCCUUUGCCCUCGCGGGGCGCCUCGUGCUCCUGGGCGGCCCCGCGCCCCCGUUCGCCGACCCGGUGGACCUCCUCGUGGUCGGCCUGGGGAACCCGGGGCCGGAGUACGAGCGCACCAGGCACAACCUCGGGGCGCAGGUCAUCAGGCUGCUGGCGGCGCGCCUGGGAGCCGAGCUGGCCCCGGCGCGCGGGGCCUGCGCGCUGGUGGCCACGGUCGUGCUGGGCGGGUGCAAGGUGGCGCUGGCGUGCCCCCGCACGUACAUGAACCGCUCGGGCGUGGCCGUGGAGGCGCUAUGCCGUGCCCACGGCGUCGCCAGGGCCGAGCAGGUCGUGGUGGUGCACGACGAGCUGGACCUGCCCCCGGGCCGGCUGAAGCUCAAGUUGGGGGGCAGCGAGGCGGGCCACAACGGGCUGCGCUCUGUGGCCGCGCGCCUCGGGAGCCUCGACUUCGUGCGCGUGCGCGUGGGCGUCGGCAAGCCGCCGAAGGGGCGGGGCCCGGAGUGGGUGCUCAGUCGCGCGCAGGACCCGGAAGCGGCGGCUGCGCUGGACGCGGCGGCCGAGCGGGCCGCCGACGCGAUCGAGGCGCUUGCCGAGGGCGGCCUGGAGAAGGCAAUGACCACGUUCAACGGAAGGGCCUGAGAGGGCCUGCAACGGCGGUUCCCUUCGGCUGCUGCCAUUGCGCUUUCCGGUCCUCUGAGGGGCCAGGAGGCCAAUUGGCACGAAUCGGACAAGCCCGGGCAAGGCCAAGUGACGAGCGCCCAGCCAAAUACAUGUUGCAGCGUCUCCGCAGUUUCCGCCGGGGCUUCGCCCACCCACCAUUGCCGCCCGCGCGAGCUGCACGCGGGCCACGAGGACCUUCCAUCCCAGGAAACUCGGUCCUCGAUCCUCCUAGAUCUCCUCGGUCUCUUCUGCGUGCGGCGCGUCCACGGUCGUGUCGACUGACCCCCUUUGGCCCUUGCGCACUGUGCUGGACGUGGCGCUCCC